This is a messenger RNA of Puccinia graminis f. sp. tritici CRL 75-36-700-3, 1854 nucleotides long. Its product is annotated as L-iditol 2-dehydrogenase. NCBI's taxonomy places the organism in Eukaryota, Fungi, Basidiomycota, Pucciniomycetes, Pucciniales, Pucciniaceae. The record is from RefSeq and is a predicted model, not a curated record. Gene Ontology annotation, biological process: D-sorbitol catabolic process. The transcript has 8 exons. Gene Ontology annotation, molecular function: L-iditol 2-dehydrogenase (NAD+) activity; zinc ion binding. Bases 258 to 1445 code for a protein of 395 amino acids.
CAAGUUGUCGGUAAGAUGUGCUCAAAAUAAAACCAAACAUCCAGUAGGUGGUAUGCAAUUGUCUGUGUCUGUAUUUCGAUCCUGGGUUCCUCUGGCCCAUUUGCAUAAAGACUUCGCUGCGCAACGAUCGUUUUCGCGAUGUGCAACAAGGGAAGAUAAGUUUAGAUUCGCAUUUAUUUAUUUUAUUUUUUUGAUUGACCCAGAAAGCUCACUAGGGGGAGUUCCACAUUGCUAUUGAAACACUAAACAAAGAAAACAUGGAUCAAGCCAUCAUGGAACCAACUUUCAUCUCAAUCAAUAAAGCUUUGUAUGAUCCGAGAAUAGUUUUGGACUCCGAAGAGUUCGAAAUAUUGAAUGAACCUGCUCAAGUACAACGUUACUCCGAAUCAAAUAAGAACAUUGCUUGUUGUUAUAAUGAGAAGAAACAGAUCCUCAUGGUCAAAAAACCGAUGCCUAAACUCCAUCCUGGUCAAGUGUUAUUACGUAUUCGCGCGACUGGAAUUUGUGGCAGUGAUGUGCACUUCUGGAAACACGCCGGAGUUGGAAAAAUGGUGGUGAAGCAUGAGUGUGGAGCAGGCCACGAAUCGGCCGGAGAAAUUAUUGGUGUUGGUGAAGGUGUCGCAGACGUGAAAGUUGGUGAUCGCGUAGCUAUUGAAGCCGGCGUACCAUGUUCCAAACCGACGUGUGAGAUGUGUCGCACCGGUCGCUACAACGCUUGUCCAGACGUCGUAUUUUUCUCGACGCCACCUUACCAUGGUUUAUUGACUCGUUUCCACGCCCAUCCCGCUUGUUGGGUUCACAAAUUGCCACUCAACGUGUCCUUUGAAGAGGGCGCAUUGCUUGAGCCCUUGGCUGUCGCUCUGGCUAGCGUUGAGCAUGCUGGAGUAAAACUAGGAGAUCCGGUGUUGAUUUGCGGAGCGGGGCCAAUCGGACUGGUCACUUUACUGGCCUGUCAGGCUGCCGGUGCUUGUCCCAUCGCAAUUACCGAUAUUUCUGAGAGCCGAUUGGACUUUGCAAAACGAACAGUCCCCUCUGUUUCCACGUUUCGGAUUACGCAAGGAGUAUCUGAGGUAGAGCUUGGUCAACAAAUUCAACAUCUCAUGGGGGAGAAGCCACAGGUUGCUCUCGAGUGUACUGGCCGCCAGUCUUCCGUUAGAACAGCGAUAUUUAGUGUCAAAUUUGGAGGAAAGGUGUUUAUGAUCGGAUGUGGCCAGGAUGAGCAACUGUUUCCUCAUACCUACAUGUUUGAAAACCAAAUCGAUGUCCAAUUUCAGUUCCGCUAUGCCAACCAAUACCCGAAGGCAAUCAAGCUGGUAUCUAGCGGAUUGAUUAAUGUCAAGCCAUUAGUUACUCAUAGAUUUCCAUUGCAAGAAGCGGUCGAGGCCUUUCACACCUCGGCCAACCCGGAAUCUGGCUCAAUCAAAGUUCAAAUUGUCGAUAUUUAAUUUCAUUGACCGUUGUAGCUUUAGUCUAGAGCAAUCACUAUCCCAUCUGGAUACGCCAGAAUAUGUGAUUACAUCAUAAUUCCAAUCAAAAUGGUUCAUAACCUAUCUGGUCAAAUUUACAAAUUAUAGCGGACAUGCAAUUUCAAUUUUUUCUCUUGAUUUACAUUUGUUUCUUGAUCUGAGCAGAAUUUCACCGCUUUUCACCCAACAUAAUGUCAUUCUGUCUGCAGAAGUCUAGAUGUAGAUUUCAGAAGGAUCUUGCAUCAUUCAGUUCAUCAAAAGAAAAUUUGAAGUUGUUUUUCAUGAGUUGAGCAGGCCACAUAUUGAAGACCUUUUACCACUGUUUGUAAUUAUGGCAAAGAAGUCCAGGCUAAUCUGGUUUUGAAAGUAAGUUUGCACAAGAAACAAG